CACUGUCGCUACCGGCUUGAUCAGUAGGGAUAAAUUCACACACUUAAAAUCUGUAUCCUGUAUUUAUAUGUUUCUGUAAAGCUGCUUUGAGACAAUGUCCAUUGUUAAAAGCGCUAUACAAAUAAAAUUUAAUUGAAUUGAAAAACUCUGAUAAGGAAACACUCUGUUGUAGGGUUCAAUAUAGAAGCUUUAAGAGUCCUUUAAAUGUCUACCCUUAUAGUAGUGCAGCAGAUUUCUCACAAUGAAUAGGAUUUUUACACAUGAAAAGCAAAAUAUAAAUGGCUGAUUGCAUUGCUGCCUCUUGACUCCUGGGUCCCUGGUUUAAUCCUGAGCUUGGGUUACUGUCUGUGUGGAGUUCCUGUGCAGGGGUGUGCAGAAGGUGGGGCUCUGUGGGCUCGAGCCCCUACUCUUUUUCUACAUUAUUUAAAAGUGUCCCUCUCAACAUUAAUUAAUAAACAAUUAUAUUAUGUAAAAAGCAUUUGAAUUCAAAUAAACACGAGAGUGUGCACAAAACAGCAGCAAAUGAAUCACAAGAAAGUCUGAGAAUUUUAUGCAGUUUUAUGGAAAUCAGAGUGCUGCUGCCAAAUGUAAAUUUAAUUGUGAAAUUAAAUGCUUAAGUUUUACUGACUUUUACAGUAAGUCACAUACAGUGGGCAUGUCACUACAUUUGUGGAUGGGAAAACUUUAGUUUUUUACUGAAUUUAUUUAAUAAUAUUUACAUUUUCUUUGAAAGAUUCUUUGGAUUCAUCUCUCCAAUAAAAGUUGCCAUUUUGUUGUAAUUGUUUCUAUAAAUGAAAAUAUAAAAUAACAUUAGGCCAUGUUAGUACUGUCAUUCUCAUAUUCAUUAUUGUGACCACACACAGUCUGUUUACAAUGUCUACCAAGGUGAUAAUAUGUAGUUAAAUUAAAGUCAUUAAAGUAGUUAAAGUAAUAAAGUAGUUAAAUUAGCUCUUUGGUGAUAUACAGUUGGGGAAAUAAGUAUUGAAUGCGUCAACAUUUUUUUCACUAAAUAUAUUUCCAAUGAGGCUGUUCACAUGAAAUUUUCACCAGACAUUGGUACUAACUCAAGAAAUCCGGAAAUUUAAAGAAUUCACAACAUUAAAGUCCAUAAAUGAAGUUAUGUGUAAUAAAGUGGAACGACAGGAAAAAAAGAAAAGCAGUUCUCCAAGGCAAGGUAAGGCAGGGAACCAGCUGAGAUCAUUAAGUAAUUAUCCCUCCUAUCUGUGCAAAUUAAUAUCAGUUGCAUUAGUAAAUUGAUGGUCUAUAAAAAGGCUUUUCAUUACCAAUGUAUCACACCAGAAACAUCUCAUAAUGAGUAAAAGCAAAGAGCUCUCCCAAGACCUUCAGAUCCUUAUUGUUGCGAAACAUUGAUGGAAUCGGAUACAGGCGUAUUUGCUGAAUCUUCCAGUAAGCACCAUUGGGGGCAUUAUCUGCAAGUGGAAGCAACAUCACUCCAUCAUCAACCGGCCAUGCACAGAAGCUCCUCGCAAGAUUUCUGACCAGGGAUUCAGAAGAAUAGUCAGAAGAGUAGCCCAAGAGCCAAGGAAAGUGCUCCAGAAACACUUGGAGGCAGCAGGUGCCCUCGUCACAGAGAAAACAAUAGGCAGUGCACGCCACUGCUCAUGCUCACACCACAAGACUCCAUUACUAAAGAAAAGGCACCUUGAAGCUCGUUUAAAGUUUGCUACAACUCAUUUGGAUAGUCCUAUUAAAUACUGGGAGAGUGUAGUCUGGUCGGACGAGAGCAAAAUUGAACUUUUUGGCUGUCAUACUACACAUCAUGUUUGGAGAAGAAAUGGCACUGCAUAUCACCCUAAAAACACUAUACCAACAGUGAAGUUUGGAGGUGGAAGCAUCAUGGUGUGGGGCUGUUUUUAAUCACAUGGUACUGCCAGACUUCAUAUAAUUGAAGGAACAAUGAAUGGAGCCCUUUACUGAGAGAUUCCUGAGAAGAAUCUGCUGCCAUCCUCCAGAAUGAUGAAGAUGAGACGUGCAUGGACCUUCAAACAGAACAAUGAUCCAAAACAUGCAGCAAAGGAAACUCUCAAUUGAUUUCAGAGAAAAAAAAUCAGGACGUUAGAAUGGCCCAGUCAAUCACCUGACUUGAAUCCAAUUGAACAAGAUUUAUAGACAAUAUGUUUAGAAGAAUGGGACAAAAUACCUGAAUACUGCGGCCGAUUAAUUUAUUCAUACAGGAAACAUCUUGAAGCUGUCAUUACAAACAAAGGCUUCUCCACUAAGUAUUCAAUAAAUUCCAGUUAGCAUGUUCAAUACUUUGUUUUGCUGUGUCAUUCAACUUUAUUAACUUUAUUUAUGGACUUUAAUGUUGUGAAUUCUUUAUAUUUCCGGAUUUCUUGAGUUAAUACCGCUGUCUGGUGAAAAUUUCAUGUUAAUAGCCUCAUUGGAAAUAUAUUUACUAAAAAAAAUGUUGACUUGUCCAAUACUUAUUUCCCCCACUGUAGCCCUUUUUGUGAAUUUUUUAAAAUUUUUAUACAUUUGAGCCCCUGCCCCUGAGGAACUGUCUGCAUGUCCCUGUUCCUGUGCAUGUUCUCCAUCUAUCUAUGUGGGUUUCCUCUGGGUUGUCUGGUUUUCUCCACCUCCCAAAGUGUGUGUGUGUGUGUGUGUGUGUGUGUGUGUGUGUUUGUAUGUAACAUGUGUGUGAGUGGCGUCCUGCAAUGAAUUGGUGUUCCAUCCAGGGUGUAUUCCUGCCUUUCGCCCCAGUGUUCUUUGAAUAAUCUCCAGAUUCCCUGUGACCCUAACCAGAAUAAAGCCAUAACCAGUGCUGAAAGAAUGAAUGAAACGAUGAAAAGACAUUUUAGGAUUCUGCUCUACUGACUUGUGUGUGAUUAAAAUUUUUUGGAAUUGCUUAGUAGGCUGCAUUAUGGGUAUUCUAAACACCCUCCCCAAGUUUUUUUUUCUUUUUUUUAAAAUAAACAUUUUGGGAAAUAUUUCUGUAAAAUUAGUGAAGCUCCUGUGCUGAUGUUACAGGUUAAGCUCGUGCUCUUCAGCAGCGAGGAUGCCUCCGUGACGUCAUCGCAGUUCUCCAGCCACACGCAGAGGGGGAGCGAGUGUAGGCUAUUAAACCCGGGCGGAGUGUGAACAUGUGAACACAUGAGAAAACUGUGCAGAGAACGCACCGAGCACAGCAUCGUCUUCAAUCGGAUGUUGUUUUGGAAAGCAGCGGUCUGGUGAAUAUGAGGAUGAAGCGCCCUCUACUGUUGCUGCUGCACCUUAUGCUGGAGAGUCAGGCGCUGCGUUACUCCAACAGUUACUACUAUCAGGACUUAUCACCUGAUGGCAACGGAAACGGAGAGAUAUACUUCAGUGGUGUGCGUCUUCACGUGGAAUCUCCUCAAACUUUGGUGUCUGCUGUACAAGGAGGCAACGUGACUCUUCCAUGUGUGUACCGGUACGAGCCGGAGGUCAGUGCACCUCGCAAGACGAGGGUGAAGUGGUUCUGGCAGCCGAACACAGGUGAAACCAAAGAGAUGCACGUCAUAGUGGCUUUUGGGUCCCGACACAGGAGUUACGGUGACUUCCGGGGUCGCGUGCGUCUGCGCCGGAGUGCUCCAGGCGAUGCGUCUCUGGUCAUCAACCCGCUGCUGAGCGACGACACUGGGCGCUACCGCUGUGAGAUUAUAGACGGCCUGGAGGACGAGAGCAUCACUGUGGAGCUUCAGUUUCGGGGUAUAGUGUUCCCAUAUUUCUCUCCCAUGGGUCGCUACCAGUUUAACUUCCAGGAAGCUAAAGAGGCAUGUGAGGAGCAGGGUGCUUGUCUGGCCACCUUUGAGCAGCUGUUUGCAGCCUGGGAGGAAGAAAAGCUUGAUUGGUGCAAUGCUGGCUGGCUGGCUGAUGGGACAGCACAGUACCCUGUAUCAGUGCCUCGAGAUGCCUGUGGUGGUACAGACCUGGCACCGGGCGUCAGGAGUUACGGCGUACGCCACAAAUCUAUCGACCGAUUUGAUACAUUCUGCUUCACUUCUUCAAUCAAAGGUGAGGUUUACUUCCUGCAGCACCAGCUCAAGCUGAACUUCUCUGAGGCAGUGGAGGAGUGUGCACAGGAUGGUGCUCAGAUUGCUAAAGUGGGUCAGCUGUACGCAGCAUGGAGGUUUGCAGGGUUAGAUCAGUGUGAUGCUGGGUGGUUGGCUGAUGGCAGUGUGCGUUAUCCCAUCACCAAACCCAGAGCCAACUGCGGCCCACCUGAUCCUGGUGUACGGAGCUUCGGCUUCCUGCCUCAGCAUUUAAAAUAUGGAGUUUACUGUCACAAAGUCAGAUGGUAAGAUUCUGACACAACUGUGGUCAUCAAUUUAAAAUUCAGUCAACACAAAUGUGAAUUCUGGCAGAUGAUAUAUGGUUUGAUGAUUCAUCUUCUAAUUUCUGUAAUACAAAUGAAGGGUGUCCGAGCUGUUCCUGUGAAUCUGCAAGCAGUUUAGUUUUGAUUAAAUGGACUGAUUUGGAUUCCACUGUUACAUUUUCUGAUUUUAUAUACAGGUUCAUCAAAAAAAAUUAGAAUAUUGAGGAAAAGUUCUUUUUUUCCAUAAUUAUUUCAAAAAGUAUAACUUUCCUGUAUUCUAGAUUCAUUACACAUAAAGAAAAAUAUUUCAAGCCUUUUUUUUUGUUUUAAUCUUGAUGAUUAUGGCGUACAGCUCAUGGAAAUCAAAAAUCCAGCAUCUCAAAAUAUUAGAAUAAAGAAUUUAUAAUACAGAAAUGUCGACCUUCUGAAAAGUAUGUUAAUUUAUGCACUCAGUACUCAGUAAUUCAUGCACUCAGCUCCUUUUGCACAAAUUAAUGCAUCAAUGUAGCGUGGCAUGGAGGCAAUCAGCCUGUAGCACUGCUGAGGUGUUAAGGAAUCCCAGAUUUCUUUGAUAGCGGCUUUCAGCUUGUCUGUAUUGUUGGGACUGGUGUCUCUCAUUGGUUGCUUCUCUAUGGGGUUCAGGUCAGGUGAGUUGGCUGGCCAAUCAAGCACAGUAAUACCAUGGUCAGCAAACCAGUUACUAGUAGUUUUAGCACUGUGGGAAAGUGCCAAGUCCUGCUGGAAAAGGAAAUCAGCAUCUUCAUAAAGCUUGUCAGCAGAUGAAAGCAUGAAGUGCUCUAAAAUCUCCUGGUAGACACUGCAUUGACUCUCGACUUGAGAAAACACAGUGGACCAACACCAGCAGAUGACAUGGCACCCCAAAUCAUCACUGACUGUGGAAACUUCACACUGGACUUCAAGCAGCUUGGAUUCUGUGCCUCUCCACUCUUCCUCCUGCCUCUGGGACCUUGAUUUCCAAAUUAAAUGCAAAAUUUACUUUCAUCUGAAAAGAGGACUUUGGACCACUGCGCAAUGGUCCAGUUCUUUUUAAAGGCUAAGGAAACCUUUGCAGGUGUUGAGUUAAUUAGCUGAUUAGAGCUCUUCUCAGGUCGACAUUUCUGUAUUAUAAAUUCUUUAUUCAAAUAUUUUGAGAUACUGGAUUUUUG
Ictalurus furcatus (blue catfish) is the source of this 5460-nucleotide messenger RNA. RefSeq names its product hyaluronan and proteoglycan link protein 3 (gene hapln3). Gene Ontology annotation, biological process: cell adhesion. Gene Ontology annotation, molecular function: hyaluronic acid binding. Lineage: Eukaryota; Metazoa; Chordata; Actinopteri; Siluriformes; Ictaluridae. The record is from RefSeq and is a predicted model, not a curated record. Bases 3195 to 4280 code for a protein of 361 amino acids. The transcript is spliced from 5 exons.